Molecule: messenger RNA, 1791 nt
Organism: Penicillium angulare
Lineage: Eukaryota; Fungi; Ascomycota; Eurotiomycetes; Eurotiales; Aspergillaceae
Exons: 3
Coding region: 1-1791 (596 amino acids)
Source: RefSeq, a predicted model, not a curated record
AUGCCUGCCAGAGUACGCAGCACGCUCCAACGGAGCCUCGCGCACCCCCUGGACAGUGCCUGCCACUCGCUACCGAAAUGCGGCCGAACACCUUCGACGCGUGCCUACACGAAUUCCGCUCGCUUUAGCACGAUUGCGCCAGCGCGCCGAACCGAUCGCCUCCCUAUAUACUCUCUCCGCCCUGCUCCGCGAUCACUUACUACUUCUACGGCUAUAUCGAGUGUUCCGCCCCGGUUUAAGGAGCUUCAUGAUGCUUUGAGUGGAGUCAAGGAUGCGGCUAUUCAGCAGGUUAGCGUUAGUCGUUUACAACUUGCUUUGAGGGGGUUGGAGUCGGAGAAGCCUUUGAUUCGUGUUGCUGGUCAGCGCGAGGACUGGGAGGAUAUAUUGGAUGGGCAUGAGGCCGAUCCUUCUCGCGGGUUACUGAUCAGAUACGGCGAAGCCUCUGAGUCAAUUCCCAACGACUUACUCCCUACCAUUGCGAUUCGAUCACCCCUCUUGAAGAAAGGCAAUCUUGAGAUCCUGGUUAGCUCGAUUGGUUCCGAGUCGAAUUCGAAAAACACAACCCUUGCCGCCGACACUUUCCUCGUUCCCACCAUCAGUAUACCAAUUUCACAUUCCGGUCGCCAUAAUCUGAUCCGGUACCCUGUACAUCGAAGCAUAGUGUGCGGGAAGGGAGUGGACGGGCUUCUUGCAUUCAGCUCGCUAAUUGGCCAGUCAGAUUUGAAGAAUGAGGUAGAAUCUGUACGUGGUGCUAUAGAGCUUUCUGUGGAGAAACAAAAGAUCAAUGGGGACCGGCUCUCCUUUGUAGAUAUCGAUCGUGCGACCAGGGCAUUGGACAGUAUCCGGAAGUCUGUAAAGAACGCUACAGACUACGAGCGGGGCUGGACCGGAAGCGGCGUGCAACCAGUGAUUGACUGGCUUGCAUCGACUUCACAGAGUAUGAAUGAAAACUCUCUGAACCCUACUUUGGUUCCAUUAAUCGAGUCUCUACUCGAUGCCGCCGAUGAGGGCGUUACCGCUCGAGAUGCCAAGGCCCUUGAAACCCAAACAACAGGAACUGUCGAUCAAAAUGUGCGCUUCGAGCUAGAGCGUGGAGUCACAAGUUGGGCUGAGCGCGCACACUCCGAGCUGCGCGGCUCUCUUGAAGCAGGCUUUGCCGAUUCCCGUUGGAAGGGACUAGCAUGGUGGAAGCUUUUCUGGCGUGUAGACGACGUGGGCAUGAUUACAUCUGAGAUUCUUGAAAAGCGUUUCCUUAGUCGCGCAGAACGAGAAGCUAUCUGGUCCUCGGGCAAAUACCAGCAGGCUGGCCUGCUGGAUCAGCCUAGUCUUUCUUCUGAAUCCCCCUCACCUACCCCGACACAAUCUAUUCCAUCUCCGUGGCCAACACAGAUCCCCGACAUGCGCACAAAACUGCUCACCAACACCGUCCCCUCUCUUCAAGCCCUUGCACAGCGUCUUGUCCUCUUUAGCGUCUCUACUACCACUCUUACAUCCGCCCUCUCUGUUCUAACCUACCUCUCUAUCCCGUCUGCCUCUAUGUACGAAUCAUGCACAAUCGCAGCGGUGGGUCUUAUCUACUGUCUACGUCGCCAGCAGAAGAAAUGGGCUUCAGCCCGUGGCUUCUGGGAGGAAGAGGUCCGUGAAGAAGGCCGCACGUCUCUACGUGAGACGGAAGAUCUCAUGCGAUCAAUCGUCCGUGAGGGUGGAAAGGAGGUUGAGGACCUGACUGAUCACCGUGCUCGGGAUGCUGUUUCCCGGGCCCGAAAGGCUUUGGAGGAUAUGAAAGUCUGA